AUGAGGUUCGAUCACCAAAUUUCAAAGAUAAUGAGUGAAGAACGAGGCACGGACAGCUCGAGCAGCUCACAGGGUAGGACAGUAAAUUCUCUAGCAGCUUUCAAUCAAAAGAUGCAUAGCCUAAAGUACAUUUGCAAUUUUAAAGAUAAUGAGGAAUCGACGGAGUCAAGUUUGACCUCGGGUAUUUCCUCUUCAAGUUCGGAGAUGGAAGUAGUCGAAGAAGUAAGUCUCACUGAGGCGGCCGUUGUCAGUCCAAAUGACGAGGUCUCGAACCUCAAGCAGGUGGAGGAGAUGCUGAAGAACAAUGAUCCUCGAUUGAAAUACGUCCUCAAUGGAGAUGCCAUCGAAAAUCCCUUUGUAGUCCCUCGAGAAGAGCAGUUGGAGUACCUCAAGAAUUUUUUAUGUGAACAGGAUGAGGAGGGUUUAUAUAAAUGCGCUGUUUGCGAGGCGAAGCAUCGCGAUUUGGAAAUAAUACAGCAACACCUUCUCUUGCACAGCAACUCCAAGCUCUACUUGUGCGUGCUCUGUCUCGAGGGUUUCAACACACUGACAGCAAUGCAAUCUCACACAUUGAUCCACGUUGAUGAAAGUGUGCCACGGGCACAGAGUCUCGAACAUGCGGAUAAGACGAAUGUUGUUGGAGCCAUGGAGCCUCUUCCACCUCCACCUCCUCCUCCUCCUCCACCUCCUCCACCUCGCUCACCCAAAAAGUCGGAAAGCAAACCCGCUGAAGAAUGUCGUCCUGUGCGAUACCGCUGUCCCAUUUGCGGAUUAACCUUAGAUCGCCUGGAUUUUUUGCUAGCCCACACGGAAUAUGAGCAUCCAACUGAACGAAAGGUCAUCAAUCGAAUGCGCCGUCAACUCUUGUGUGCUGCAAUUGAUCCCAUGGGAUAUCGCCGCGGCAAAGCGAGAGACGGCGACAGCUCUUCAUCUUCCUCCGACAGCUAA
Hydatigera taeniaeformis is the source of this 948-nucleotide messenger RNA. The record is from the annotation of a GenBank genome assembly. NCBI's taxonomy places the organism in Eukaryota, Metazoa, Platyhelminthes, Cestoda, Cyclophyllidea, Taeniidae.